Messenger RNA from Cladophialophora carrionii CBS 160.54, 1542 nucleotides. RefSeq lists its product as uncharacterized. The coding region runs from base 1 to 1542 and encodes 513 amino acids. The record is from RefSeq and is a predicted model, not a curated record. NCBI's taxonomy places the organism in Eukaryota, Fungi, Ascomycota, Eurotiomycetes, Chaetothyriales, Herpotrichiellaceae. Gene Ontology annotation, molecular function: succinyl-CoA:3-oxo-acid CoA-transferase activity. The transcript has 7 exons. Gene Ontology annotation, biological process: ketone body catabolic process.
AUGUCGAAAUUGCAGAUAUUCCUCCUACCUUGCCAUCGGGGCAUGAGAAACCCAGUACCAUUCCUCGUGCCUCAACGUCGCUCGUUUUCCAACAGCCAUGUGCGACUUCGGAUCAACAAAUUCUUCGAUUCGCCCUCCAAAGCCGUUGCUGACAUCAGGAGUGGUGACACUGUCCUCGUCGGCGGGUUUGGACUCUCUGGCGUACCGAUGACACUGAUCAACGCGCUUCGCGACCAGCCGGAGAUCAAGGAUCUCACCGUGGUGUCCAACAAUGCUGGAAUGCCGGGGAUAGGACUCGGUCAACUACUGGACACGAAGCAAAUCGGCAAGAUGAUAGCCUCGUAUAUCGGCGAAAACAAAAAGUUCGAGUCCAUGUAUCUGUCUGGAGAGCUCUCGUUGGAACUCACGCCCCAGGGGACAAUGGCGGAGAGGUGUGCAGCCGGCGCAGCUGGUGUACCUGCAUUUUACACGCCAGCUGCGUACGGAAGUAUCGUGCAGACGGGAGAACUCCCAGUGAGAUACAAGCGCGACGGCUCCAUCGAUCUCAUGUCCAAACCCCGCGAGACACGAACUUUCAGAGGCAAGCAGUAUCUGCUGGAAGAAUCGAUCUUCGGAGAUGUCGCGUUGAUCAGGGUCGACAAGGCCGAUCGGAUGGGGAACUGCCGAUUUCGUAAAGCGCAGAACAAUUUCAACGAGGUCAUGGGGAAAAACGCAAAGCUGACAAUAGUCGAAGCGGACCAUCUGGUCGAGGCCGGGGAAAUUGCUCCCGAGGACAUUCACCUGCAAGGAAUCUAUGUCGACAGGGUCAUCAAAGCGACGGUGCCCAAGGAAAUUGAGAAGCUGACGUUCGCAAAAAGCCCGGAGGAGAAGUUGAAGCAAGUGGCUGGCGCGUCGGCUAGGAGAGAGCGUAUUGUGAAGCGAGCCGCUCAGGAGCUCAAGGAUGGCAUGUAUGUCAAUCUCGGCAUUGGCAUGCCUCUGCUGGCACCCGACUUUGUUCCGGAAGGGGUCGAGGUCGUGCUUCAAUCGGAAAACGGCAUGUUGGGAAUGGGCAGAUACCCCGAUCCUGGCGCAGAGGACCCGGAUCUCAUCAAUCCGGGUAAAGAGACCGUCACUCUGAACCCGGGCGCAUCUGUCUUCGGGAGUCAUGAAAGCUUUGGCAUGAUCAGAGCCGGGAAAAUCAACUUGACCAUGCUUGGAGCGCUGCAGGUCAGCGCGAACGGAGAUCUGGCAAACUUCAUGCUUCCAGGAAAGGUGAAAGGUAUUGGGGGCGCGAUGGAUCUCGUGGCGAACCCACAAGAGACAAAAGUUGUCGUUCUCAUGGACCAUGUGGACAAGAAAGGAAAUCCCAAGAUCCUUCCAGUCUGCACAUUCCCCUUGACUGGAAAGCGAUGCGUGUCCCGAAUCAUCACCGACCUUGCGGUAUUCGAUGUCCGGCUGGACGGUCUGGUGUUGAUUGAGCUGGCCGAGGGAACGACGGUAGAUGAGGUCCAAAGCAAGACAGCUGCUGCAUUCACCGUUGCCGAUGAUCUGAAAACAUUCUAG